AUGGGAUCUACACACUACAACGACCCUGAGGAUAGGAAGUCGCUCGACAGCGUCAACAAAGACAAUGUCUCCAUCACACAAACUGGUUUCAUCACCACGAUAGACGCCAAGAAGGAGAGAGCGGUGGUAUGGAAGUUGGAUCUCCAUCUAUUGCCCCUUCUUGCUGUCAUGUAUCUCUUCAACUCUCUGGACAAGUCGAAUAUGGGCAAUGCCAAAACAGCUGGUCUGGCCAAGGAUCUCGGACUUCACGGUCACCAAUACAACCUCAUCUUGUCCAUUUUCUACGUGCCCUACGUCCUUACUGCACCUUUCCUCGCCGCUUUGGGAAAGAAGUAUGGACCGAGUAGAGUAUUGCCGUGCAUGAUGUUUGGAUUCGGUACUUGCACGCUUCUUGUCGUCGCUGUGCAGAAUUUUGGUGGAUUGAUGACUAUUCGCUGGUUUUUGGGCAUGUGCGAGAGUGCAUUUUUCCCUCUCGUCAUCUACUAUCAGACCAUACUCGCCAUCUUCUACGCCGCCCAAUCAAUCGCCAGCGCCUUCUCUGGUCUCCUCUCCUUCGGCGUUUUCCAGAUUCACGGCGGUGCUCUUGCACAUUGGCGCUACCUUUUUAUCAUUGAGGGAUCUGCCACCAUCAUUGUGUCGGCUAUCGCCUUUUGGUACCUGCCUCUCUCCGCUGCCGACGCCCACUUCUUGACUCCUGAGGAAAGAGAGAUUGCCGUCCACCGUAUCCAAGUGGACAGUUCGGCUGUUGUCAACGAGGAGUUCAAGUUGGGCCGUGCUAUGACCAUCUUCAAACACCCUACCACAUGGGCCUUCUUGGCAAUCGAGAUUUGCUUGGGUGUGCCGCUGCAGUCGGUCAACCUCUUCCUUCCGCAGAUUGUACAGCGAUUGACCAACUUGUACACCGUCGCCCCCAACAUCACUGGUGCAGUCAUGCUGCUCAUCCUGGGAUUCUCUUCCGAUCUUACACGCUGGAGAUUCCCCUUCAUCGCUCUUGGAUUUUUCUUCACCUUCUGUGGUUUCGUCAUCUACUCAGCCAUCGAUGUCAGCGCCUCAUUGACCGUGGCUUACUUUGCCACUUUCAUGAUGACCUGGGGCACCAGCGCUCCAUCAGUACUGCUGGACGUCUGGUACUGCAACAACAUCGCCGACGAAAACAAGAGAGCAGUACUUACUUCCAUCGCUGUGCCAAUGGCAAAUUUGAUGGGAGUUGUUUCGAGCAAUAUCUUCCUCCAGCAAGAGGCGCCUAAAUACAUGACUGCAUUGGCGACUACUGCUGCGUUUGGCGGCACUGGUAUUGUGUUGACUCUUCUGCUUGGUUUGUGGAUGAUCUAUGACAAUCGCCGUCGCGAUAGAGCACAAGGAGUCAAUCUGAGGGCUAUCGAUGUGCCCACUGAGAAGUUGGGAGAUGGACCUGCUGCUGAUGAAUUCAGAUGGUUCUACUGA
Aureobasidium uvarum is the source of this 1443-nucleotide messenger RNA. Lineage: Eukaryota; Fungi; Ascomycota; Dothideomycetes; Dothideales; Saccotheciaceae. The record is from the annotation of a GenBank genome assembly.